AUGUUGGGGCUGGGGCAGGAGGGCGGCGGCGGCGGCGGCGGUGACAGCGGGGUGAUCGUGGGCUCGCCGGCGGAUGGGGGGAAGGAUGCGGCGCAUUUCAGGGGAGUGAGGAAACGGCCGUGGGGGCGCUUCGCGGCGGAGAUCCGAGACCCCUGGAAGAAGACCAGGAAGUGGCUGGGAACCUUCGACACGGCGGAGGAGGCCGCGAGGGCCUACGACGAGGCGGCCCGCAAUCUCCGGGGCCCCAAGGCGAAGACCAACUUCGGGCAUUUGUCGACGGCGGCCUGCUGCGACAAGCCGGAGAUGACGUCGUCCGCCGGAACGACGCUCUCUCUGUCGCCUCCGUCCCUCUCCUCUUCGGUGACCUCUUCCUCGACCUACCUGCCGAUGCCGCAGCCAUGGCGGACCGGCCGCUUCGUCGUAGGGACCGACAUUUGGGAUCUCCCCCCGGGCAUGGCGGCGUCUUUACCGACGGCGGGGCAGGAUGUUCUGCCGAUGCAGAUGCUGAUGUGGGGCGAGCCGGAGAAGAAGAUGAUGGGGGUGGCGGAGCAGCUUCGGCGGAAGCCUCAUAAAGAGGCUCUCUCAGACUUCCGCCACCUCCAGUUCAAGCUGCAACUGCAGCAGAGCAUCACCGCCGCCGAAAAGAGUAGGAAGCCGCCGCUAGCCUUCGACCUCAACCUCCCACCAGCCCCUACCUCCUGA
This is a messenger RNA of Spirodela intermedia, 702 nucleotides long. Lineage: Eukaryota; Viridiplantae; Streptophyta; Magnoliopsida; Alismatales; Araceae. The record is from the annotation of a GenBank genome assembly.